Messenger RNA from Triticum aestivum (bread wheat), 568 nucleotides. RefSeq lists its product as uncharacterized. Lineage: Eukaryota; Viridiplantae; Streptophyta; Magnoliopsida; Poales; Poaceae. The coding region runs from base 67 to 414 and encodes 115 amino acids. The record is from RefSeq and is a predicted model, not a curated record. The transcript is spliced from 3 exons.
UCUAAUUCGAGCUCAAAAGCUCCGCGGUGAUCGAGCUCAUUGCUGUCGUUACCGCGGCCACCAUCGAUGCCGUCACUCGGGAGCACGUCCAGAAGGUCCUCCACGGUCGUCUUCGUCCGUUCCGGGUGCCGCUUCAAGCUGGGGCACCGCGUAGCCAUCGCCAUGGUCGUCUUCCCCGCCUCGGCCGCCACUGCCUCGUCGUCGUCGCCGUCGAUCUACACAACCACGACCUCCUCGGCCUCCCCAACCACGCCGUCGCGCUCGCAACUCCGAGACGGCCACGGAUGCCGCUAUAAUCGACAACAUCGACGACGACCCUCCUUCUUGUCUGAGCAACUAGAUGUUGGAUCCCUGAAGCCAGAUGUCACCGCCGAUGGAUGCUACUGCGUGAAGACCGUCGACGUCCAGGAGUAGUUAGGAGGUCCCAGGCAGGAGGCCUUGCCUCUUCGAUCGUUGUUGCUUUUGUGCUAGCCUUCUUAAGGCAUCCUUGUUUAACUUAUGUCUGUACUCAGAUAUUGUUGCUUCCGCUGACUCUUGUGUAUCGAUAUGUAUUCGAGCCCUCGAUGCC